CUUCUUCCUUCAACAGUCUCUCAGUCCCAAUCUCAUAGCCAAAUUACCAAAAACCCCUUAAAAAGCAAUGGAAUUGAAGGUUGAAAUAAUCUCUACAGAGUCCAUAAAGCCCUCUUCUCCGACUCCGCCGGAACAAAGAGAGCUCAAACUUUCACUAUUGGACCAAGUUGCCCCCGGCAGCUACACUCCGCUGCUGUUCUUCUAUCCGGCCGGCCAGCUCGACCGCGGCGACCACGGCGGGAGGUGCCGGAAGUUGAAGGAGUCGCUGGCGGAGACGUUGACUCGGUUCUAUCUUCUGGCGGGGACUCUGGUGGAGGCUUACUUGGUGGAGUGUAAUGAUGAGGGCGUGGAGUUUUCGGAAGCCAGAGUGGCGUGCCAGCUGGCGGAUGUCAUGGACAAACCGGAUGACGUGGCGGCUUUGCACCGGCUGCUGCCGUUUGACCCGGACGCGGUUCUUGACAGGGAUUGCAUCUUGGCCGUCCGAUAUAAUGCGUUUGACUGCGGCGGCGUUGUGAUUGCUCUCUGUGUGACUCAUAAGAUCGUCGACGGCACCUCCGCCACCACCUUCACCAAGGCUUGGGCCGCCGCUUGCCGUGGAGACCACGAGCUCACGGUGGUGCCGACCUUCGACGCGGCGGAGCUGUUCCCCCCAAUGGAGAUCCGCGGCGGCAACAAACGCCAAUCUCGAAUGGACAAAAUCGUGACAAAAAGAUUCAUAUUCUCCAAAUCCAACAUCGCCGCCUUAAAACAAGAAGCAAACUCCGACGCCUUCCUCAACCAACGCCCCCCCUCCCGCGUAGAAACCGUCUCCGCCUUCAUCUGGAAGCGCUUCAUGGCCCUCGCCCGCUCCAAACCCACCACCACCGCCGCCAAGCGCUUCGCCAUCCUCCACGCCGUCAACAUCCGCAACCGGCUGUCCCCGCCGCUGCCGCCGCACUCCUUCGGCAACCUCUGGUGGUUCGCCGUCGCGGAGGCCCCAAUCGAGGAGGAAAAGGACUAUCCAUUCCUCGUCAGCAAGAUCCGGAACGCGAUCACCGAAAUCGACGGCGAGUACGUGACGGCGCUGCAGGACGCGGAGAAAGCGAUGCGGGCCAAGAUGAAGAUGGGCCAGAUGGUUUACUCCGGCGAGGUGGAGCUGUACAGCUUCACCAGCUGGUGCAGUUUUCCGAUCUACGAAUCGGACUUCGGGUGGGGACGGCCGGCGUGGGUCUGCAGCCCCGGGCGGCCAUACAAGAACGUGGUGCUGCUUGUUAACACCGGCGACGGCGAGGGGAUCGAGGCGUGGGUCAAUUUGGAGGAAAAAGAUAUGCCGGUGUUUGAAUCUGAUCCGGAGCUUCUCGCCUUUACUUCGUCCUCCUCGUGAUGAUUAUGUUAUUAAUAUUUAAUUUUGGUGAUGGUAAUGUUUGAGAUUAUUUUUUUGUGGUUUUGUUAUUGUAUUGGAUGCAAUUGAAGGUGUGUCAUGUUGUAAUGACUAAUGAGAUGAAAUAAAGAUAUAAUGUGUUCUGUUUUAAAUGAAAAUACUUUGGUCAA
Molecule: messenger RNA, 1530 nt
Organism: Momordica charantia (bitter melon)
Lineage: Eukaryota; Viridiplantae; Streptophyta; Magnoliopsida; Cucurbitales; Cucurbitaceae
Product: stemmadenine O-acetyltransferase-like
Source: RefSeq, a predicted model, not a curated record